AUGCCUGCGCGCGGCCCUCUAUCUCCGAGCUCCCAACCGGCCAAGCGACAGAGGCAGAACUCCUUUGACGAUGGAUCGCCGCGCAACGGUCAGCCGAGCCCCAACGAUCGACAGCAAGCCGACGCCGCAUCGUCCUCUGCCUCUGCUCCUGCCUCCGCUGCUGCCUCGGUUGCUGCCAAGCCAGGCCAGAGCAGCAACUUCCGCAACGUCAGCGCCUGUAAUCGAUGUCGCCUCCGCAAGAACCGUUGCGACCAGAAGCUCCCGAGCUGCGCGAGUUGCGCCAAGGCCGGAGUCGCCUGUGUCGGUUACGAUCCCAUUACCAAGAAGGAAAUCCCACGCAGUUAUGUCUUUUAUCUCGAGACGCGAGUUGAGCAGCUCGAGAAUCUGCUCUCAUCCAAUAACAUCGCCUUUCCCCCAGCCGAAAACCUCGAGAUAUGCUCUCGCCCAGGCACCGACACCGCCAGCAUCAACUCGACGACAGAGACGGGCUACUCGGGUCAGUCUGAGGCUGGCGACCGCACUAUCAAUAGGCCUCAGAGCCAGGCAGUUGAAUCGCUGAAGCCCAAGAAGCCGGGCCAGGCCGGCUUUCUCAACAUUGUCAGCCCUUCGAAACCCCGGUCUUUGGCCUCCGCAUCUGGUGUCUCGUUUGCCAGGGUCGUGUACGCUGCUGUGCAGUACUCUACCUCUGGUCAGACGGGUAUGGGUGAUCGACCAGGCUCCCGUCAACCUACAGGAAAUGGAGCUUCGCUGCGCGACUCCUUCUUUGGUCUUCACACACGGCCCACCAUCAAGCCUGCUGCUUUCCCUCCCAAGGAAGUCGGCCUGCGGUUGGUGAGGCUCUACUUUGAGCAUUCUAACCCUCAGAUCCCAAUUCUCCACCGAGGAGAGUUUAUGCAGACUUUUGAGCGCGUCUAUGCCACACAGGACCCCGGUCGCGGCUCGCGGGAGCUGUAUUUGUUGAAUAUGGUAUUUGCUAUCGGCUGCGGUGUCAUAGUGGGCGAGCCCGUAAAGACAGAAUCGUCGGGCGGUAGUACGGGCGCCGAGGCCAGGAGCCGAUGUGAGCCUGAAGAAUACCAUGCGAGCGCCAUUGUUCACCUGGAAUCGUGUCUGAGCAACAGCGGCGGGGGGUUGGAGGUUUUGCAAGCCGUGCUUCUCCUGGCUAACUUUGCCCUCCUCCGCCCUGUUCCCCCUGGACUCUGGUACAUCAUUGGCGUUGCUGUGCGACUCGCGGUUGAUCUCGGCCUUCACUACGAAGACGACAGAGACGUGGAAGUGUCGAUACCCGAGCCUACCGAGUCGGACCAGACUGAGGGUGCUGGGCCACGCGAGAAUGGUGUUCAGGCUCGUGGAAGAAAGCUGUGGACGCGUGACAUGAGACGACGUCUGUGGUGGUGCACGUACUCGCUUGAUCGGCUGGUGAGCACAUGUGUUGGAAGACCAUUCGGCAUUAGCGAUCAGGUCAUCACAACCGAGUUCCCCUCGCCGUUGGACGACGACUAUAUCACGCCGACGGGGUUCUUGGAUCCACCAUCAGACCAGAUCCAGCCCAGCUACAAGCAUGUCGCCCAUCACUACUUCCGCUUGCGGCUGCUGCAAUCUGAGAUCUUGCAGGUGUUACAGUAUAACCAGGCUCAGAUCGCCAAGGCGGGCGUCUCAAACAAGCAUCCCGAUACGCAUAUGCACCUGCCGUCGCCUUUCCUGGUACAGUUUGAUUCGUUCCGGUCAUGGCGCAUCGACAUAGACAGGAGGCUGUACCGGUGGAAGACAUCGGCACCCACGAGGCAGGAGACGGGCGUCAUGUUCUCGACCGAAUUCCUUGAGCUCAACUAUUGGCAAGCCAUCAUCAUGCUCUACCGCCAGAGCCUGAGCGUGCCCGCCAUGUUCGAGGGCGAGUAUAACUCGUCAAACGAGGUCAACAGUCCCACGGCCUACCAAGCCGAGCUACGUGAGGAUGAGGAUCGUAUCUAUCUCAAGGUUGCUGAGGCUGGCCAAAAGAUUCUUCGUCUCUAUCGACAGCUCCAUCUCAGUGGUCUGGUCAGCUACACCUACCUCUCCACGCACCACCUCUUCAUGGCAGGAAUUUCGUACUUGUAUGCCAUCUGGCAUUCGCCAAUUGUGCGAAGCCGCCUUACCAUGGACGAGGUGGAUUUUACCAUCCUCGCGGCUAAGUCGGUCCUCACCGAUAUGAUUGACAAGUGCCCGCCGGCUGAGACGUGCCGAGAUGCUUUCGACCGGACAGCCAAGGCCACCAUCAAGAUGGCCAGUUCUACAGGAGGUUUCGGGUCUCCGACGACUCAACCUCGAAGACAGCGCUCGGCUUGGAACACGCCCCCUGACUCAUCCAAGGGCUCAGCACAGGUCCGUCACCGGCACCAGAGCUCCGACCAGGCGUCUUAUCAGUUCGACAUGUCGCGGUCUGACUCGCUCUCGUCCCCGACACUGUCCGUGACGGGCGAGGUGAAUGCGCAGCCGUCUCCUCCGAUGGCGCGGACUGCUGAGGGGUACAUGCUCAAGUCGCGUAAUCGCCCAAGCCCUUCCGAGCUCAACCAGGAGGGAUCGCCCGUUGAGUCGGGCAUGGUACCAUCACCUGGUGUUCCUAGGAGAGUGACAUCACAGCCAUCCACAGGCGGUGGAUCGUAUACUGGACAGCACCCUCAGCAGCAGUUCAGCGGACCGGGGCCGGUUGAUUAUCCCGACGCGCAGACGAUGGAGUUUCUGCAGAACUUGGGUGCUUCGGCCAACGGCGAGUUCGGCAGGAUGGACCAGUCUCAGAUCGACCUCGGCAUGGGUAUGAACUGGGAAGGGCUCCAUCACGACUUUAGCGAGACUCCCCAGAUGAACCCCUUUGAUACCUUCUUCUUUGGCGGGCCCCAAGGUGCCAACGGCAACGGGUCCAGCAACGAUGGAGGGAUGAAUAUGUGA
Fusarium keratoplasticum is the source of this 2922-nucleotide messenger RNA. RefSeq names its product Zn(2)-C6 fungal-type domain-containing protein. Bases 1 to 2922 code for a protein of 973 amino acids. The transcript is spliced from 4 exons. Gene Ontology annotation, molecular function: sequence-specific DNA binding; DNA-binding transcription factor activity, RNA polymerase II-specific; zinc ion binding. Gene Ontology annotation, biological process: DNA-templated transcription; positive regulation of transcription by RNA polymerase II. The record is from RefSeq and is a predicted model, not a curated record. NCBI's taxonomy places the organism in Eukaryota, Fungi, Ascomycota, Sordariomycetes, Hypocreales, Nectriaceae.